Messenger RNA from Micropterus salmoides (largemouth bass), 3292 nucleotides. It is a transcript of the gene acsl1a, whose product is annotated as acyl-CoA synthetase long chain family member 1a. Gene Ontology annotation, cellular component: endoplasmic reticulum; membrane. NCBI's taxonomy places the organism in Eukaryota, Metazoa, Chordata, Actinopteri, Centrarchiformes, Centrarchidae. Gene Ontology annotation, molecular function: arachidonate-CoA ligase activity. Gene Ontology annotation, biological process: long-chain fatty acid metabolic process; very long-chain fatty acid metabolic process; long-chain fatty-acyl-CoA biosynthetic process. The transcript has 20 exons. Bases 1 to 2094 code for a protein of 697 amino acids. The record is from RefSeq and is a predicted model, not a curated record.
AUGCAGGCUCAGGAAGUCCUGAGACAGCUGCGGAUUCCCGAGCUGGAUGGUCUUCGGCAGUACCUUCGCGACUUGCCAACCAAUGCGCUCAUGGGCAUGGGUGCCUUUGCAGCUAUCACCACAUACUGGUUUGCCACCCGGCCGAAAGCCCUCCCGCCACCCUGUGACCUUGGCCUGCAGUCAGUGGAAAUAGCAGGUGGAGAACGUGCAAGGAGGUCAGUACUGAACGUUGGUGACGAGUUAAUGACACACUACUACAGCGAUGCUCGCACAAUGUAUGAGGUGUUCCAACGAGGGCUCAGAGUGUCAAAUGAUGGACCUUGUCUAGGAUCAAGGAAACCUAACCAGCCAUACGAGUGGCAAUCUUAUAGAGAGGUGGCAGACAGAGCGGAGAAUAUUGGUUCUGCUCUUCUUCACAAAGGACACUCUCACACAGGAGACAAGUUCAUUGGCAUCUUUUCUCAGAACAGGCCAGAGUGGACCAUAUCAGAGCUGGCCUGUUACACAUACUCCAUGGUGGCAGUCCCUUUGUAUGACACACUUGGCACAGAGGCCAUCGGAUACAUUAUCGACAAAGCUGCCAUCUCAACAGUGAUCUGCGACAUACCCGAAAAGGCUAAGAUGAUUCUGGACUGUGCCAGUGGAAAAGGGCGAACGGUGAAGAGGAUUGUGCUCAUAGAGGCAUUUGACAGUGACCUGGUGACCCGUGGCAAGGAGUGUGGCAUUGAGAUUCUGAGUUUGAAGGAGUUUGAGGCCUUGGGUGAAGCCAACCACCAGAAACCAGUGCCCCCUCAACCAGAUGACCUCGCAAUAAUCUGCUUUACAUCUGGAACCACAGGAAACCCAAAAGGUGCAGUGCUUACUCACGGAAAUGUAAUCUCCAACACUGCAGCUUUCAUUAGAGUGACAGAGGUACACUGCAUGCUGGACCUCCAUGACAUUCAUGUAUCCUAUCUCCCCCUAGCUCACAUGUUUGAGAGGGUUGUACAGGGUGUUAUCCUCAUCCAUGGGGCACGAAUCGGCUAUUUCCAAGGGGACAUUCGACUUUUGAUGGAUGAUUUGAAAACACUGCAGCCAACAGUCUUUCCUGUGGUCCCACGUCUCCUCAACCGCAUGUUUGAUAAGGUAUUUAGUCAAGCCAACACGCCACUGAAGAAAUGGCUGCUUGAUUUGGCUUUCAGAAGGAAGGAGGCAGAGCUUAAAAAUGGCGUGGUCCGAACAGACAGCAUGUGGGACAAACUCAUCUUCAAGAAAGUACAGGCGAGCCUGGGCGGUCGUGUCAGACUCAUGAUUACAGGAGCAGCUCCAGUGUCUCCAACCAUCCUGACGUUCCUAAGAGCUGCACUGGGUUGUCAGUUUUAUGAAGGCUACGGGCAGACAGAAUGUACAGCCGGGUGCUCCUUGUCAAUGCCCGGGGACUGGACAGCAGGACACGUUGGGGCUCCUCUGCCUUGCAAUCAUAUCAAACUGGUGGAUGUGCCAGAAAUGAAUUACCUGGCUGCCAACGGAGAAGGAGAGGUAUGUGUCAAAGGACCAAAUGUAUUCCUGGGAUACCUGAAAGAUCCCGAGAAAACAGCAGAGGCACUCGACCAGGAUGGAUGGCUGCACACAGGAGACAUUGGGAAAUGGCUUCCUAACGGCACUCUGAAGAUCACUGACAGAAAGAAGCACAUUUUCAAGCUGGCACAAGGAGAAUACAUCGCCCCCGAGAAAAUAGAAACCGUCUAUAAUCUCAGUGAUCCAGUGGCCCAGAUAUUUGUUUACGGUGAAAGCUUACAGGCAUGCCUGGUGGGGAUAGUGGUACCUGAUCCAGACUUUUUACCUAUUUGGAUCAAGAAAAAGGGGAUUGAAGGAUCAUACGCUGAACUUUGCAAUAACAUGGAUGUGAAGAAUGCCAUUCUGGAGGACAUCCUGAGGUUGGGCAAAGAGGCAGGACUAAAGUCAUUUGAGCAGGUGAGAGAUAUUGCAUUACAUCCUGAGAUGUUUUCUGUCCAGAACGGCUUACUGACACCCACCCUGAAGGCCAAGAGGGCUGAGCUUCGGAGCCGCUUCAUAGGGAAAAUUGAUGAACUCUAUGCUGGAAUUAAGAUGUAAUCUGGGAUCGAGGAAUACUGUAGGGAACGUGACAAUCAUUUAGAGCACACAGCCAGAACCAAAUAGUUUAUUGAUGGUUAUUUGCCUCAAUUUAUCUACAAGUAACAAUAUUCACAAUCUUGGGAAUUGCUUUCAAACAAACUGGAUAAUGAAUUUCAGUUUGACGUAUGUAUUGUCCCCACUUCAUCUAGCAAUUGUAGCACUAAAUUUACCCUGCCAUCACUGGCUUAUUAGUUCAUAAUAUCCAGGAACAUGUCAUUGUGUGACCGGUAUAAGUUAUCCACGAGUAAGGGUUUAAAAACGAAGGGGAAAUGAGACUUCUUAUGCCUUAACUGCCAUCAAAUCUGACUAUGUCAUGGUCAGAAAGGUCCAGCCCCUGAAGACAUUUCUGCGUGUUUUUUAUUCUUGGUAACCACAAAAGAUCCUAUAAACAUGCUUUUUCAACAGUGACAAAGUAUUUAUAUACCAGACUAUUUAAUGUUUUGGUUCUAUUUAAGUUGAUAUUUAAUGUAACCAUUAAACCUGUAAAUAGUGUAUCUGCUGAAAAGUCUAUUUGUAUGCAAAGUGUCAAGCCUGAUGCGCUGUAGUUAUAAUUACCUGCAUUCCCAUGUUUCUCGAUGCUGUAUGCUAAAAGGACUGAUAAACCGGUUUUGGUGCGCAAUGUAGAUGAUGGCCUAUUAGGAAUCUUGUUGCUUGACAGACCGUUUGUGCCAUUUGGUUGUUUUUGUUUCUGCAUGGAAAAUCUCAAAUGUUACGAUAAUGUACAUGCCUUUUUUCCUUUUUCAUGUUUCAGUGCCAUUGGUUGCAGGAUAAAUCUACAUACGGUCAUUUGUAUGAUGCACACGUCUUCAGGGUAUUUAUUUGGCUCGCUAGUAUCACUGUUCAUUUUAAGAAGCCGGUUUUUCAAAAGUAAUUCCACGUCCUCGUCAGCAUGUCAAAUUAACUUUUCCCUGAUGGUCCAUGAAACUAAGAGUCUUUUCAGAUGUUUCACAAAAAACGUGUUGUGAAUUCACAUUUUUUUAUGGUCAUAGGACACAUUUAAUCAUGUCGAGGCCUCGUUGACAGUUUAAGCCAUAUUGUUGUUUUUUUAAGACUCUUAUGAUGUGAAAAGGGCAAAGGUGCAGUUUUGUGCUGGAGUUAUAUGUACAGUAUCUUUAUUUAUCAACUGUACCAAAUAAAAUAAUCCAAAAUUGUGGUA